This is a messenger RNA of Sipha flava (yellow sugarcane aphid), 5147 nucleotides long. RefSeq lists its product as uncharacterized. The record is from RefSeq and is a predicted model, not a curated record. Lineage: Eukaryota; Metazoa; Arthropoda; Insecta; Hemiptera; Aphididae. Gene Ontology annotation, cellular component: nucleoplasm; NuRD complex. The transcript has 13 exons. Gene Ontology annotation, biological process: negative regulation of transcription by RNA polymerase II. Gene Ontology annotation, molecular function: chromatin binding; transcription coactivator activity; histone deacetylase binding. Bases 431 to 5023 code for a protein of 1530 amino acids.
AAAACAGCAGCGUGUUAUACCGUGUGUGUGUGUGUGCGUGCGUGUGUGUGUGUGUGUGUGUUCGCUUGUCUGUGUAUGUGCUAAGGAUAACAAACACCGACGUCGUACGUACGUAUUUGUUUGGUUGUCGUUGUUUGUUUACAACUCUGUGUGUUGUUUGUGUUUCGUAGUGUGACACAACAACGCUUUAGUAGUCGUAUUUUCUGCGAACGCACAUCACACUCGUCCAAACGUGAUACCGGCCGGUGGUGAUUAGCGCAGUACAACGGUAAAAUGCCCUAAGCUGCAUCGUCGGCUUAGAGCAGCCAGUAAGGUUUCUGAUUGACGACCAUUGGCUAUAGCGAUUUGAUAUCGUGUGCAAUUCACGGGUUAGCGAUUUGGUCGGUUAGUGUUUAAGCGUCUGGAACGUGUGCGAAAUUUUUUGCUAACCAUGGCGGCCAUUAACAGUGGCAGUAACAACAGCAACAGUAAUAAUAGUGCUGGCGGUAGCAACAUGUACCGUGUAGGAGAUUAUGUGUAUUUUGAGGCUCAACAACAACAACAACAACAACAGCAGCAGCCACAGCAGUCUAUACAUCAGCAGCAGCAGCAGCAGCAGCAGCAGCAGCAGCAACCAUUCCAAAUACGUAGAAUCGAGGAGCUUAACAAGACUGCAAGUGGUAAUGUUGAAGCUAAAGUUAUGUGUUUCUAUAGAAGACGAGACUUGCCGGCACAACUUGUUGCCCUAGCAGAUAAACACCAGCAACAUCAACAACAGCAACAGCUGUCUUUAACAUUAUCAUUAUCCCCUAGUGGAAGUAGCACUAUUAAAAGCGGCGCAAAGCAAACGGCUGCAAUUAAAGCUACUGAUAAAGAUGUAACUGUAGAUAAAAAAGAACAAGAUAUUGGUGCUAGUGGGACUCCAGCAACUAUGAAAAAAGAACUACGAACAGAAGAAGAACAAACAGGUAGUAAAGCAGAAUCAUCUGAAGUAACUGAAACAGUAAAAGAAGAACACCAACAACAGGAUGUUGAAAUGGCAGAAGUAGCUGAAACUGAUAUUUCUGCAUCUAAUGUGGUUAAAAAUGACGCACAAGGAGAUGAAGAUGGCAAUGAUAAAAAUGAUAAAUCUCCAGAUACUGGCAAUGAAGAUGACAAGACAACGCAGGUACAACAACAACAUGAUUGGUGGCGUGGUGAACAACUUAAACAACGGGAAUUAUUCCUUAGCAGACAAGUGGAAACAUUAGCAGCAACACACAUACGUGGAAAGUGCACGGUCACAUUAUAUAAUGAAACUGAAUCAUUAGAUAGUUACCUGGAAAGAGAGGAUACGUUCUUCUAUUGUUUGGUAUUCGACCCCGUUCAGAAAACACUAUUAGCUGAUAAAGGUGAAAUACGUGUUGGUCAUAAAUAUCAGGCUGAGGUGCCCCCAAAAGCGCUAUAUAGCCAAGGGAAUAUUGUUAGCGAUUUAAAGACAAAGGAUAUAACAACUACAAUUAAAGGAGAUAUAGUUAAAGAAGAACAUAACAUUGACGGUGUUGAAGACGAGCCAAUGAUAACAGAAUGUAAUCGAGAUGAAGAUGAAAAAGAAGUUGAUUCAAAGUCAUCUACUGCAAUAGCAACAGUAACUACCAUAGGAACAGUAACAGCAGUGGAAAGUGAUUCUGAUCUUGAAACUUUGAUUUGGACAUGCAGACCACAAUGGAAUCGUUUAACUGAUAGACAAAUUGAUCAAUUCUUGGUAGUUUCUCGAUCAUUAGGCACAUUUGCACGUGCCUUAGACUGUACCAGCUCAGUGAAACAACCUUCGUUACAUAUGUCAGCUGCUGCAGCAUCGCGAGAUAUCACCUUGUUUCAUGCCAUGGAUACCCUGCACAGACAUGGUUAUGAUUUAGGUACCGCAACUUGUUCCUUGGUACCUAGUACAGGGCCUGUAUUAUGCCGUGAUGAAAUGGAAGAAUGGUCUGCAUCAGAAGCAAAUUUGUUUGAGGAAGCCUUAGAAAAAUAUGGAAAAGACUUUGGCGAUAUACGUCACGAUUUUCUUCCAUGGAAGACACACAAAAAUAUUGUCGAAUACUAUUACAUGUGGAAGACCACUGAUAGAUAUGUACAGCAAAAACGAGUAAAAGCAGUGGAGCAGGAAUCCAAAUUGAAACAAGUCUAUAUACCUUCUUAUAAUGGAACAACAAGUAGUGGAAAACAUCAAGCUAUUACAUCAGCUGUGACAGUAAAAUCCUCACAGCAGCAAUUAGUUAAUGGUAAUUCAGGAGCUGUGGAAUUGUUUUCACCAAAGAAUGGUAGUGGAUCGUCUGCAGUGGGAGAUGGCCCAUUACUGCCUGGAAUGUGCGAUUUGUGUGAUGUUGUUGCUUCCCAACAAUGGUAUCCUAACACUAUAGCAACACCGUCUGGAGCUGCAGUAUCUUAUCAUCAGCAAAAUGGAGGAUUAUCUUCAAUGGUGUCGUCGACUUUAUGUCAUGAAUGUUGGACUCAUUGGAAAAAAUAUGGAGGUCCUAGAAUUGCCACAUCAGAUAAAAAAGUUAUUUCAGCAGGAAGAGGAGGAAGUAUAUCUGGAGAUGAAGAUCGCCCGCAUUCAAAUGCUUCAUCCAGUUCAGCAGCAGCAGCAAUGAACUUGAAUAUAUCUGCUAGUGGUGGUAGGUCUUCAUCACAUGCGCUAACUGUAUCUGCUCCUCCGCAUCAUCAUCACCACUUAAUGCAUCUUAACAGUAGUGGAAGUGGUCACCAUAGUAGCUACCAUCAACCACAGCAUCAUCACCAUCAACAGCUCCACCAUCAACAACAAUCAGCGACAACUUCACCUGGAGGUGGCAGUCUAUUACUACAUCAGCCGCAUAUUAAUUCAUCCGGAUCAUCAACAACAGUUCAUAGAUGUACUAUAAUUGGUUGCCAAGCAGCUCCAUUUAAAAGUAAAUCUCAACUGUUACGUCAUUAUAGUACUGCACAUGGAAUUGGGAUAAAUGCUAACAGUAGUAGUAGUCCUUCUAUUAUCAACUCAACUGGGGGUGGAAGUAGAUCUUCAGUUAAUUCUGCUAUUGAUGGCGGUAGUGGUACAUUAUCACCACAACCUCAACAGCAACAAACAAAUACCGGUUCAGGUCUUCUACACCACAGUUCUGGAGGGCCUUUAAAUUUAAACAAUAGCAGCAGUUCGAUUCAAAAUUCUAAUGCUGUUAGUAAUUCCGCUAACCAAAUAAUUAAUCUUGUGGCAUCGUCAUCUUCGCCGCAACAACAGCCCAAUAACCUUUCUACAAGUGGCAUAGCCGCUAACAACAUUGUUGGUGCUGGAGGAGCUAUGACAGCCACCGGACGGCCAGUUAUGAAGACAAGGACUGCAUUUUAUUUGAGAUGUACAUCAUUAGCAAAGGCAAGCAGGCGCCGAGCUGCGCAACAAGCAACCGCUGCUCUAUCACAGCUCCAUCAGAAAAAGUCUUCAUCCAAUACAUCUUCCACAGCAAUGAUAUUAUCUCCAACAGCUUCAGCAACAAUACAACCAGGAUGUUUAGCUCGUCCUAGAAAUGUGGCUCGUAGGCCGUUCAUUUGUGUUCCACAAGCAGCACAUACAUAUAAAAAUGAAUGUAUGUUAUCAAUGCAGCAUGCUCCAGUCCAAGAAUUAAAAGCAUAUUUAAGAGCUGCUGCCAUAAAAUCACAUGCUCGUCGACCAGGAGUGACUCGAGUAGCCAAUGCAUUAAUUGCAGCCAGGAGGGGUCGUGGUGGGAUCAGUACUGCAACUGCUGCCGAUUUAGCUGUGCCAGACUGGCUAUCACUGCCAUCUCAGCAGCAUCAACAUCAGUCAUCGCAUCACCAUAUUUCUUCAUCUUCAAAACAUGGCAAACAUUCAUCAAGAACGUCCUCAGGAAGUCGCGUCGCUUUUCCAAAACCACCAAAAGCUCCAGAUGGUAGUUUGUUGUAUGAACGGGUGCCAAAUAAACAAGAAGCAGCAGCAGCGGCGGCAGCAGCUGCUGCUGCAUUAAACAAUCCAAGUGCUGCUGUAGCGGCCGCAGCAGCUGCAGCAGCUGUUGGACUGAACCCUGCGGCAGCGGCUGCAAUACUAGGAGCCUUAGGACCUCCAGGAUCAGUUAAUAGUAGUAAUACUGCAGGCUCGGGGUCAUCAAAUGAUCCAUCGACGGGGUUUGACGUCGCUGCUGCUGCUGCUGCAAUUUAUCAACAACAACAGCAUCAACAACAACAACUACAAGGCUCUUCGUCCAAUAAUAAGAGAAGGUUAUAUGAAACAGAUAGUGCUGUACAACAACCGCAACCACAGGCUGGACCACCGUCUAAACGUAUGCAUCGACAGCAUCAUUCACAGCAACAACAAUCGGCCACUAGUCACCACCACCAUAAUCAGCAUCAAAAUUCAAAUACAUCGUCAUUACAAGGAGGUAGUGCAGCUGGAGGAGGUGCUGUGGAUGGUAUGCUGGCAUCAAUUGUGGCACACCAACAGCAACAGCAACAACAAAGAGGUGGUUCAACAAGUGGAGGUCCUUUACAGUUGACUGCCACUGGUGGUAAAUCGGGUAGCUCAACUGGACAUCAACAGUCACAACAACAGCAUAAUCAUUAUAGGACACCGUCGAUGGCCCGAACUGGUAGAAAACAUGUGAUAUCAUGGACUGAUGCUCCGGAUGACCUAUACUAUAGAUGCACCGCCUUAUCCAGAUCGCUAAGGAAAUCUAGAAUGACGGGUAGAGAAUUAAGGCGGUCGGCACGUAAGCCAUGGCAACCAAUCGCUGCACUUCUUGGAAUAUCAUUUACAAUGCCAUCAACUCCUGCUACAUCUUCGUCGUCUGCACCUUCAGGAACAGCAGCUACAGCAAGCUCACAAAAUCCACAAGCUGGUAGUGCCACUCCAUCAAUAGGUGGGGGAACACCAUUUGACAUGUCUACUACUGGUAAUAGCAGUGGUAGUGGCAGUAGACAACCAUCAGCAGGAUCAAAUCAGUCUCCAGCUGCAAUUGCAGUAUCACUAUGUGCUAGUGGAACGCCUACUAUGUCUUCUUCGCGUAGUAGUAGUCAUCAUUAACCAAAUAUUGUGAUGUUAUGCAAAACACAAGAUAUAUAGGACAAAAUUGGCGGCAAAUACCACCACUAAAUAAUUCAUUAGAUUUUCAAUUUUUUUGUCAUUAAUAUAUUAUUUUAUUUUUAUA